Aedes albopictus (Asian tiger mosquito) is the source of this 4305-nucleotide messenger RNA. RefSeq lists its product as uncharacterized. The transcript has a single exon. Gene Ontology annotation, molecular function: nucleic acid binding. The record is from RefSeq and is a predicted model, not a curated record. Bases 1 to 4305 code for a protein of 1434 amino acids. Gene Ontology annotation, biological process: DNA integration. NCBI's taxonomy places the organism in Eukaryota, Metazoa, Arthropoda, Insecta, Diptera, Culicidae.
AUGCCAGAAGGAGAUAACGCCGUUCCUGGAAUCCAGCAAGUCAUUCUUCAAAUGGCCCAGCUUCUACAGCAGAUGGCACAACAGCAGCAGCAAGCACUUCCGCAGGUUCAAUCUCAAGAGCAGAUUUUGGAGUCCCUGUCCUCAAACAUAACCGAGUUUGCCUUCGAUGAAGAAAACGGAGUGACGUUUGGACGUUGGUUUGACCGCUAUCAAGACCUCUUCGAGAAUGACGCCCGUCAGCUGGAAGACGCCGCAAAAGUUCGCCUGCUCCUCCGGAAGCUGGAUACUCCUUCGCAUAGCCGUUACAUCAAUUACAUACUCCCGAAGCUUCCAAAAGACGUGACGUUUGAAGACACCGUGAAGAUUCUGAAGAAAAUCUUUGGAAAUCAAGUCUCCACGUUCCGGAAGCGGUUCCAAUGUCUCCAGUUGGUGAAGAGCGAAUCUGAAGAUAUUAUCAGCUAUGGUGGACAUGUCAACCGAGCCUGUGAAGAUUUUCAAUUCCAAAACCUUACCCUGGACCAUUUCAAAUGCCUCAUGUUCGUCAGUGGACUCAAAGCCUCAAAAUACGCCGAUGUUCGAGCAAGACUUCUUUCGAUCCUGGAACACGAGAAACCUGAAGCACCAGCCACUCUCCAGUCGUUAAUUGACGAGUAUCAACGCCUCAUCAACCUGAAGGAAGACACAAGCAUCAUCGAACAGCAAUCCAGUUCGAAGUCAGCGGUUCACGCCAUCAGGGACAGGAAGGGUGCAGCGUCUCAGAACAAUUUCUCGAAGCAAGAAAGUAAGAAGCCGAAGACACCUUGUUGGCAGUGCGGACAAAUGCACUUUGUGAAGGAAUGCGUUUUCAACAACCACCUCUGCAGAGACUGCAACCGUGUCGGCCAUAAGGAAGGAUACUGUUCCUGCUCCAAGAAAUCAGCAAAUCCGGCUAAGACCACACAAUCACAAUCAACCAUCAACAAGAAACGAAAGAAGGGGAAAUCCAGUGUUGAAGCCAAAGGCGUGUUCGUUGUCAACCACAUUGAACACCGGGAAAGCAAGCGGAAGUUCGUUACCGUGGCGAUCAACGGAGUACCAGUCCCUCUUCAACUCGAUUCGGCCAGCGGCAUCUCCAUUGUUUCGGAAACUGUCUGGAAGCAACUCGGUAAGCCGGCGAUCAAUCCAUCAUCAAGCCAAGCCUCAAACGCAUCGGGUGAUCCACUAUCCCUAGUCGGUGAGUUCGAAUGUGAAGUAUCCAUCAAAGGAGAAACGAAGCGAGGCAGAUGUUUCGUCACAUCCGUACGUGAUCUGAAUCUGAUGGGCAUUGAAUGGAUUGACUUGUUCAACUUCUGGUCAAUUCCGUUUGAUUCCAUUUGCAAUCAAAUCGUGAUGCCUUCCAAACGUGAAAUCGAUCGAGAGAUUCAGCAGCUGAAACUCAAGCACAAAGAAGUUUUCAACGAGACCCUUGGACUGUGCAACCGCACUAAGGUACAGCUGCAUCUCAAGCCCGGAAGUAAGCCAGUUUUCUGCCCAAAACGACCCGUUCCGUUUCAUACCGUACCGUUGGUUGAUGCUGAACUCAAUCGUCUUCAAAGCCUAGGAAUAAUCACACCUGUGGAUUUCUCGGAGUGGGCAGCCCCCAUCGUAGCUGUAAAGAAACCGGAUGGCAGAGUUCGCAUUUGCGCGGAUUACUCGACAGGCCUGAACAACGCUCUGGAAGCCAACAACUAUCCCCUGCCGGUACCAGAAGAAAUUUUUGCCCAGCUGGCAGGAUGUCAAGUCUUCAGUGUGAUCGACCUGUCCGAUGCGUAUCUUCAAUGCGAAGUAACCGAAGAUUCGAAACAACUUCUGACGAUCAACACGCAUAGGGGAUUGUUUCGCUUCAACCGCCUGGCCCCAGGAGUCAAGUCAGCGCCAGGAGCAUUCCAGCGGAUGAUAGAAAGUCUCAUCGCGGAUCUUCCUGAAGUACGCCCUUUCAUCGAUGACAUCAUCAUCUUCAGCAAGGACUGGAAAUCUCAUGCUGAAUCGCUCAACAAGUUGCUGCAAAGACUGACGGAUUGCGGAUUUCAUCUGAAAAUUCAAAAAUGCAAGUUUUUCCAAACUGAAGUCCGUUACCUAGGCCACAUCACCGAUCGCAAUGGUAUCCGCCCUGACCCGGAGAAAGUUGAAACAAUCACGAGCAUUCCCCCACCAACGAACGUAUCCGAGCUGAGGUCCUAUCUUGGAGCCGUGAAUUACUAUGGCAAAUUCGUACGGAAUAUUCACGAGCUGCGUCAUCCCCUGGAUCAGCUGCUGCGCAAGGACGUCAAGUGGAACUGGAGUGCCGAUUGCCAGCGAUCAUUCGAACAAUUCAAGGAAGUGCUGAAAUCCGAUCUUCUCCUGACCCACUACAAUCCGAAACUCCCAAUCGUCGUAGCUGCAGAUGCAUCAAAAACUGGAAUCGGUGCCGUAAUUUUCCACAAGUUUCCGAACGGUAGCAUGAAAGCCAUUCAACACGCUUCACGCACUCUCACCCCUGCUGAGCAAGCCUAUGGACAACCGGAAAAAGAAGCCCUAGCCCUCGUUUACGGAGUAACCAAAUUCCACAAGAUGCUGUUGGGUAGAAGAUUCACACUCCAGACGGACCAUAAGCCACUUCUGUCAAUUUUCGGAUCGAAAAAGGGUAUUCCGGUGCACACGGCAAAUCGCUUGCAGCGCUGGGCCCUCAUCAUGCUGAAUUACGAUUUCGACAUUCAGUACGUCUCAACAAACGAAUUUGGAUGUGCUGACAUGCUUUCCCGCCUUAUCGAUAGAAGCUUGCGCCCAGAGGAAGACUACAUCAUUGCUGCCGUUUCGCUCGAAGAAGACAUGGCAAGUAUCCUCAACACCACAAUCGAAGCAGUUCCAGUUUCGUUUCCAGCGCUCCGAGAUGCCACGAGUAAAUGCGAAGUUCUCCAACAAGUCAAGAAAUACAUUGUUGAUGGAUGGCCAGCUAAUCCAAAGCAAGUUGCCGAAGCUGUUCUUCCGUACUACAAUCGACGUGAAUCCCUCAGUAUUAUCAGCGAAUGCGUGAUGUUCAAGGAAAGGGUGAUCGUUCCAGAGGCUUUUCGGCGACGCUUGCUGCAUCAAUUCCACCAAGGACAUCCCGGAAUGGUUCGUAUGAAGACUAUCGCUCGAAACUACGUUUACUGGCCUGGACUGGAUGGUGCAAUCGAGGACUAUGUUCGACGCUGUAGUCACUGCGCUACUGCUGCUAAGGCUCCCGUCAAGGCGAAACCAGAACCAUGGCCCACACCAGAGAAGCCGUGGACACGUAUACACAUCGACUACGCUGGACCGGUUGAUGGCAACUACUUUCUGGUGGUCGUUGAUCCCUUUUCGAGAUGGCCCGAAAUAGUUCUCACCAAGUCGAUGACUGCAAAAGCUACUAUCAAGCACCUCAAACAGAUGUUCGCUACGUUUGGAAUUCCUGAAACCGUAGUAAGUGACAAUGGUACACAAUUCACCAGUUUUGAAUUCCAGAAAUUCUGCGAAUCUUUGGGAAUCCAUCACAUCCGCACGGCACCAUACCACCCGCAAUCAAACGGAUUGGCUGAACGUUUUGUGGACACCGUCAAAAGAAGCGUGAAGAAGAUUUGCUCAGGAGGAGAGUCCCUAGAAGAUUCACUUCAGACGUUUCUUACCGUAUACCGUUCCACUCCAACACCGGAUCUUGGCGGACAGUCACCUGCUGAAAGAAUGCUAGGAAGGUCAAUGCGAACAGUAGCAGCUCUUUUGAAACCUCCAGAACGUCAGCAGCAGUCCAAGAAAGUCGAACGGAAGGGUGAUGCUACCAAACAUCAGGAUUCUCCAAGAUGCUUCAAACAAGGCGAUACGGUGUAUGCCCAAGUUCACCAAGGCAAUUCGUGGAGCUGGAUACCUGGUAGGAUCAUCGAGCGUAUCGGAAAAGUUAAUUACAACGUUUUGCUGAAUCGAAAUAGUCGACUGAUUCGGUCGCACAUCAAUCAACUACGAAAUCGAGUUGAAGUUGAAGAGCAACCGUCACAUCAAGAUUCACCACUCACGGUUUUCCUCGAUGAAUUUGGUCUUCGACAAAUGCCGACUACAGAAUCAAGAAGCAAAGUUCAAAUACCUGCUGGAGUAGAUGUUCCAAUGGUUCCAAUCGAUGAAGUUUCUUCCUUACCGAUGCCCGAGUUGGUAGAACCCAUACCCGAACAAGAUGAGCUACAAAAUGAACCCGAACCAGAAUCGGAAGAUGAAGAACCUCGUGCAAACCCAGAAACGCUGGAACGCCCUAGACGAUUGCUUAGGCUCCCAUCCAAGCUUCAAGGAUAUUGGUUGUUUUAA